CUUGCUUUCUCGGUCGUUGGUCAGUCGCAAACUGAAUUUCCAACUCGGAACACGUAAAACUGUAUCGCUCUAGAAAAGCGCCUCAGAGCAAAGUAAUAAAAUCGUUCGGGGAGGAAAAUAAAACAUUCGCUUUUUUUCGUUCGGGGGAAUCUGGAAUGCGGUAGAGCAAGGCUACCCUCAGAAGAAGUGUGACCGAACGUUGAGAUAAAAGUAUCGAUUUUUGCCAUUCACCGAUUGCCAUUGGCAGCGAACUGAAAUAGUGAUUGUGGAGUGCUUAAGCUGCGAAGUGACAUUUUGAUAAAUAGUGGAUUUGCGGAAGGGCGUCUCGAAGAACUCGGUGCCAAGAAACGUGUUUCCUAUUAAAUUGUGAUACAUUUCUCCUAGUGAACGACAGAGAGAUUGAGGAGGAAAAAUGAAAGUGGUAAACAUCAACAGUGUGAAUCAUCAGCAUCACUUGGACGGGCUGCAGGCGACGCUGAUGGAGGAUCCCAUCACUCCGAAAGCGACCUCCGAUGUGGGAGAAGCUGCGAUGAUGGGUCAAGACACUCCGGGAGGUGAAUCGCAUGGGGGAGGUGGAUGCUGCUCGGGAAUCGUUCUGCCAUCGAGCCAAUCGAAAACCAAUCAAAUCCAAGCCCUGCUCGAACGACACGAAAAUCCCCAGUCGGUUCCAGUGGCAGCUACAGCGGCCAGUAAUCCCUCACCAUAUUCCAUCACAGCCGUAUCGAAGCUCCUAAAGAAUCUAUACCUCUGCGGCGGAAGUGCAGCCACGGUGCCCACAAUGCAGCAACUUGGCGUCACGCUGGUGAUCAACGCUACGACUGAAUCGGAACUUCCAAACACUCCAUUGCCCUGUGAUGAAACUGGUUAUCUGCGGGUACCGGUCAAGGAUAGCCGCGAAACGGACCUGGACCGAUACUUCAACGAAGUGGCCGAUCGUAUUGAAGAGGAAUCCCAACGCAACGGCAUAACCCUCGUUCACUGCGUAGUCGGAGUCAGCCGGUCGGCUUCCCUGUGCCUAGCCUACCUUAUCAAGUACCAUCGGAUGAGCCUGAAGGACGCCUACCAGCACGUGAAAGCCCGGCGACCCCAAAUCCGACCCAACGUAGCCUUCGUCAAACAACUGAUGGAGUUCGAGUUCAAACAGACCGGUCGCCGCUCCGUGUCCCUCGUGUACUGCCAUUCCCUAGACCAGGAACUGCCGGACAUCUACGAGCCGGAGUUUCGCACCAUGGAAAUGCUGUACCACAAGUUCCGGCGGAAUAUUGCUCGUCGUUAGGAGCUAACGGAAGCUCAUGCGAUCCAAUCCGAUUCCUCUGUUCGUAAAAUGAUCUGUAUUCGCCACGUAAGACACAGCACAGGACGCAACGUUAAUGUCGACUGUAGGCUUAAUGAAGACAAGUUCAAAUAUUUAAUCGCGCUGAUUAUUAAAACUAGGUACUGGAAUGAUGUGUUUUCACUUCACACAAGUAUUGAUACUAAUUAUGUAUACUAAGAGUAAAGAUUGCUAGGUUAAGGUGUCAACCGUUUUAAUACUGUUAGAAAAUAAAUCGCACUUACUAUAAGAAUUUCGGAAAAAAUCGGUGAAACUAAUGCGAUUUUCUAUGAAAUUUGAUCGAUCUUCGGUAAACUUUUACCACACUUCAGUAGAACUCAUUACUAAGAGUUAAGCGGUGUAAAAUUCGAUAAUAAAUCGGCAAAAUAGAAUAAAUUGCCUAGCUAUUCAAUGUUUGGUAAAAAAAUCGACAAAAAAUUGGAGCUCUUUCUUUUAUUCAAUAUUGUAAUUAAAAAAGGGUCCAAAACCGUUUAGAAGAAAUGUCUUCGUAAUAUCGCAGAAAUGCUAGUUUUAAAGGUAAUUUCUUUCGAAAAAACUAAGACACAUAAAUUCGGUGUGAUUUUUGUGAUAAUCGAUUUAUGUCUCCAAAUCAGUUUCGACAUCUUUCUAACAGAUAUCUCUAUCUAAGUUCGUUAAAUCUAGAAUGUUAAGAGAAUGCAUGUAUUUGUUUAUGAGAACACAAUUCAAUAAAGGCAUAUUAUGAAAAAAUGUA
This is a messenger RNA of Aedes aegypti (yellow fever mosquito), 2045 nucleotides long. Its product is annotated as dual specificity protein phosphatase 18. The transcript is spliced from 3 exons. The record is from RefSeq and is a predicted model, not a curated record. Gene Ontology annotation, cellular component: cytoplasm. Gene Ontology annotation, biological process: protein dephosphorylation. NCBI's taxonomy places the organism in Eukaryota, Metazoa, Arthropoda, Insecta, Diptera, Culicidae. Gene Ontology annotation, molecular function: protein tyrosine/serine/threonine phosphatase activity. The coding region runs from base 413 to 1276 and encodes 287 amino acids.